AAGUCAACGGCGUCAAUGGGUGCGGGCGAGAGCGUCCCGCGCGAGGUGCCCGCGGCCGUGCCCGCGCCCGAGCCCGCGCCGCUGCCCGCGCACGCGGCGCCGCUGGCCGUCCACGUGGCGCGCCUGUCGCCCGACCACCCCAUCGCCGAUGACGCGCCGCAGGCGGCCGAAGGAGGCGGCGAGGCAUCUGAAGCCGAGAACGCGCCGCGUGGCGAAAGACUCGACAAACAGCUCGGCGCGCGACUCGACAAUGCACUGCGGUUAGCCGGCGACGCCACCGCGCCCGGGCCCGAGGCCCAUGCUGACGCAGUCAACUUGCUCACCACAGUGCUACGCGGCUGCACGGGCGUGACGGUCCGCGGCGUGAACGGCAGCGUGCACCCGCAACAGGCUCUAGUGGGCGUGGCCUGCGCCGCCGCCGCCAAGGGCUCGCCGCAGCCGCACGACGAGCUGCCGCGCGCCGCCACCGGCUUCCUGGCCAGCCUGGCGCUCGCCUACCACGACCCGCGAGCCGUGGACGCCGCGCUGGAGCACCUAGCUCGCCUCGCGCAAGGUCGCUCGUGGUGGGCGCGGCUGGCGAGCGUGGAGUUCGCGCAGCCGCUGCUGUUCUACGCGCUGCCGUUACUGUGCGCGCGGCCCGAGCGCGCCGUGCUGGCUGAGGAGUUCACGCUGCGACUCAUGAGGGAUCCACGCCUCGAGGUGCGUCAAGUGGCAGCGAAGCUCCUGACCGGGCUCAUGCACUGCCGCGCGCUGCCCGACGAGGGCNUCACCUAGAUUGCG
Ostrinia furnacalis (Asian corn borer) is the source of this 780-nucleotide messenger RNA. Its product is annotated as proteasome activator complex subunit 4-like. Lineage: Eukaryota; Metazoa; Arthropoda; Insecta; Lepidoptera; Crambidae. Gene Ontology annotation, molecular function: proteasome binding; peptidase activator activity. Bases 16 to 774 code for a protein of 252 amino acids. The transcript is spliced from 5 exons. Gene Ontology annotation, biological process: proteasomal ubiquitin-independent protein catabolic process. Gene Ontology annotation, cellular component: cytosol; nucleus. The record is from RefSeq and is a predicted model, not a curated record.